CUCUGACAAACAUUCUCACUAUCAUAUGCCGUACCGCGUGGCCUGCUCCUAGGUUACCCCUCGACGCAUUCGAGGUGCGCACAUUCUGGCGUUGCGCAUAGGAUUCGCCCUAUGUCGCAAAUCGCAUCCAAGAGUCUGCCUGACCUUCAAACACUUCACUUUUGCCGCCCACUAACUCUUCUCCCAGUGGCAGCACAACCCUCGCCUCUUCGAACCCUCUCUGUACCUUCCACGUCUAUCUCCCUGUACAACCACAUCACCCAACAUGGGUAAGAGUCGAGGCGACCGCUACCGGCCGAAUAAUAAUCAGCUGCCUGGGCCGGCGGGUGCAAUUCCCCAAGAGUUUCAGUCACGGAAUGAAGGCGCAUAUGAUUCCUACGUGCCAGAUCGACACGCGCAAAUUCGACAAGUGGAUUCGUGGAGAUCCUACAGAAACGACGACUCGAAUUUGCAGACUGCCACCAGUUUUCAGUCGUCUCGUCAUGGCCACGUUGGCACCGCACCGCACCAGAUGUAUCCUCCCGCCCCAGCAGGAUUCAGUGCUGGCUCAUCUGCGUCUCAACCUUCCCAAGGUCGACCCUCUCACUAUACCCCAUAUCAGCCUCUAAGAGUGUCAGAUGGCACGCAUGAGAGACAUAUCGUCCAGCAGGCUCAAAGCCUAUUUCCGAUACCUCAGCCACAGACUACAUCUCGAUACCAGUUAAGAGAGAGACGACCAGUGCAGCUUGCCCCGUACAGCACUGCAGCGACGGGUAAUCGUGGACAGGUUGGCACGAUCCCGAUUCCCCAAACUUCUCAGCGCAGUCGAUGGACUUCUGAAGUCAAGCCUCCUCCGGCCCCGAUAGCCACCGAAGAGUAUAAGAGACAAGCGGCGCUCGCGCCAGCGCUCAGAGAAUCACCACAAAAGCUUCUAGUUAUUCUCGAUCUCAACGGCACACUCCUUGUCCGACCUCGGCGCCAUCGUCCUAAGCAUAUAAUUGUCAGGCCUGGCGUCUCCCAGUUGUUGGACUACCUCUUUCAGAACCAUGUUGUCAUGGUCUACUCUUCUGCGAAGCCCGAGAACUGUGCGGCCAUGGUAAGUCAGUUCUUCCAUCCGAACCAUCGAAGUGCAAUGGCCGGUGUUUGGGCCAGAGAUAAACUGGGCUUGAGCAAGUCACAGUACGACACCAAAGUUCAGGUGUACAAAAGGCUCGAGCCGAUCUGGGAAGACAAGAAGAUCAGAAAGAAGGCGGGACCGGGCCAGAAGUGGGAUCAGAGUAACACUGUCCUCGUGGAUGACAGCCAACUCAAAGGCUUAGGGCAACCCCAUAACCUGUUGCAGAUCCCGGAGUUCCUCAACGAUGCACCCAAAAAAGGAGGGCUAGAGCUCUUGAACUGGCAGCGGGAACAAGAACAGAUCGUGUAUUCUAUUCAACAAAAGUUGGAAGAACUCAAAUGGCAGGUCGACGUAUCCAGGAUAAUCCGAGAAUGGCAGACGGGCAAGCGACAAGCACCGGGGGUGGUCGACGAGACCGUAGAUCAAAAAGCUCUUCAAGGUACACAGGACCGUGAGCUAUCCCCUACACCUAGCAUCGGAUCUCCUGCGCCGAGCGUUGGUGAGCGUGAAUCUUCAAUCUCGCAACAACUCCAAACUCCAGAGGCGUCCGUCCUAUCCGAUACUGAGAUCUUGGAGUCGCAUGAGGCAGAAGGAGGGUUUGGAGGUGUCGAAACCGCAACUGAGGCCACCUCCGCUCUAGAUGAACUAGAAAAGGAGAUCGAUCGUCAUCUGAACCUCCAUCAGAACCAGAGCCAAGGUACAGACCCGACCGUUGGUGCUGCCACCGCCACCACUAGUGCCAGCGACCCCGGCGGCGUCGACCGAGAUCAACGACGAAGUGAGUCACCCAUCGACGAGAGUGUCUGGGCUGAUAUUCUCAGAGGCCAAGGAGACGCUGGGCAUGUCGCUCAAAGCACUCAAAAAACCGCGCAAGCGGGAAAUCAAGGUAGCCGCCAAGAACACACGCAGGGCCCAUCGACGGGCGCGCCAAAAGACAAACGCCAACGCAAGAAGAAAGGCCGAAAAGAAGAAGCAGAGCCAGGGUCUCUGAGAGAUGUCCCGCCAACUCCAGAGAGUAUUGACGCCUGAGAGUGUCGACGAAUGACGAAUGUCGCGAAUGAGGAUGGAGGGUCGGAGUUACGAGUUUUGCCUGGCCGAUGCGACCGAUGUGUUUUCGCCGUGCCAUGGCUUUCAAGGAGCAUUCGAGAACAGAUGCUUCUCAUGCUUCGUCGAUCGCGAAGGCCUGGUUGGCUUAUCGCGCAAUGUCGGAUUGCCGUAUGUUCAUGGCCGAGAGCAAGGGCGCCAAUACCCGUUUGCUUGCUGCGUUGAUUAGGCAGGAAAUGUCAAGGAGAGCUAGCUGCAUGUUGUCGAGCCCAUUCUUAAUCCGUCUCAGCCAGACGAUUCUCCGCCUUACUCAGUGUGCGAGAUCAGAAACAAGGCAUGAAAUUGUGGCGAGAGAGCUACUGUACUUCACAUUACCAUGGCUAUGGCCGUGGUCUGCAGGCACCGAAUUCAUGUGCAAAGCUGGCCUUCAAAUUCCAUCAAGCUUCAAUUUCAUCAGAACUCCCAGAUACAAACAUGGCCUUUCCGCGUUUUGAUCCUUGUUCUAGCUCCUUGCUACACGAAGAUGACUGCAUCCCUUUACCGCAAUGAGAUUGAAAAAGUGCCCGCCAUCUCAGACCAAGCACCGUAAAUCAGAGGUUGGCCAACUCCAGACAAAUUCACCGGUCGGCCGCGAUGUCUGUACCAUCAUCCUUUAAUACCCCUGACGCCAU
Messenger RNA from Cladophialophora immunda, 2811 nucleotides. RefSeq lists its product as uncharacterized. Bases 266 to 2125 code for a protein of 619 amino acids. The transcript has 3 exons. The record is from RefSeq and is a predicted model, not a curated record. Gene Ontology annotation, molecular function: phosphoprotein phosphatase activity. NCBI's taxonomy places the organism in Eukaryota, Fungi, Ascomycota, Eurotiomycetes, Chaetothyriales, Herpotrichiellaceae.